Molecule: messenger RNA, 1742 nt
Organism: Neltuma alba
Lineage: Eukaryota; Viridiplantae; Streptophyta; Magnoliopsida; Fabales; Fabaceae
Exons: 5
Coding region: 278-1531 (417 amino acids)
Molecular function (GO): DNA-binding transcription factor activity
Source: RefSeq, a predicted model, not a curated record
GUCUGAUCCGUCUCUCAGACAAGACAAGCACAACUGGAUUUGAGAAAAAUCCGAAACCUUUCAGAUACUUCUUUUCACUCUCUCUAAUCUCUGCUCAAUAAUUGGCUAGGCCUUUUGAUUUGUUCCUCAGAUUCCCCCAGCCAAUGAUUUAGUGUAAUCUUCACCUUCUUAGAUUUUCCUCCUGGAUAUAUUUAAUCCGAGUGUUGGGUCUGAUAUCAAACACGAGAUCUCUAUACCUACAAAUCUGCGUAUCUGUUUUUGCUUAAAAGAGCUGACCAUGAAAGUGAUCAAAACUACGCAUAGCGUAAGGAACCAGAAGAUAACAAUAAUGACUCGAGAAGAUCAAAUCCAAAACUGUGGCAAUAGUUCUGGUGGUGACAACUUUGGAAGCAAUUCUGGUAGACCAUGCAAAAAGCCAAAGUUGAAGAAGAUCCCAAAGAGAGGACCUGGGGUAGCUCAGCUUGAGAAAAUGAGAGUUGAAGAACAGCAAAAGAAAGAUGAAGUUAUAGCAUCUUCGGCAAUUUUACCACCGUUAUUUUCUGUAUCUUCAAGCAAAUCUUCCUAUCUGGUUCGAUCAAUUCCAAAGUUUGAGCACUACGAUCAACCUUCUUCUUCUCCAAUCUCAUUUCCUUCUCUGCCACUGCGAAACGCGGAUGAUAAUAAAGUGUCAAACACUGUUAUAGUUCCAGGCCAUGGGAUUGUCUCUGAGUUUAGGGGCUCCCAUGAGAAUAAUGAUUUUGAGAAGAGCUUUGUUGUUGAACACGGGUUGGUUUUUCUAUCUAGCUUGCCUCAUGAAUCCAAUUCCAAUUCCAUUAGGCCUCUCCCAAAAUGGGUUCGAACAACACAACCACGUCAACAGCCUCCAUCUUCAAUGGUGAAUGGCUCGUCAGGGACUUCAUCAACACCUUCACUUCGUUACUCAAUAAUGGAGCCCCCUUCAAACCAAAACCAGAGUGGUCACUGGAUGCCUUUGCAGAUGCAGCCUGAGAAGAUGAUUGGCAUGAAAAGGUCAUACCCCUUCUCUCAGGAUGUCCCACCUGCCCCUUUUAACUUUAGGUUGCCUACCAUUGCUGCUCCUAUGAAAAUGAACGAAACUUGUUGUGGGAGCGGGAGUGGAUUUUACUAUGCUGCCAAUGCAACUUUCAGAGAAGUCCCUUCCUCUUCAACAUCCAACUUAGAGGCAAACUCAAAGAGACUCAACACAGUAAAUGAGAAUUUCAAUGGAGGCAUUCUCGCAGUGUCAACUCCAACACCCACUUCAUCAUCUCCGCCUUCAAAAUCUAAGUCUCCUCCAACAGUGCUAGCAUUUCACAAUCAGGAAUAUCCUCAACAAGACUCCCAUUCUUGUCAGGGGAUUGUAGAAGGUCAAAUUACUCAAGCGCCAGUAUUCAGUAGAUUCAAUCAACUGCAGCAACCAUUCUAUAUCUUCAUCCCGCCAGUAGCAAAAGCAGCACAAGUAGGCCAAACGGCUGCCAGAACUCAGAAUGGUAAUGGAGUGCGAGAAAGUGUUGAUUUGAAUUUGAAGCUAUGAACAUACUUUUCUUUAUUACUUCUACGCACCGGCUGCUCCUCGCUAACGGACUCUUUCAGAAAAGACACCUUAUUGCUUUUCACGCGAGGAACUAAUGCCUCUGAAUUUCUGCUGGUGAUGUGUCUUUUAGAAUUUUUUUUAUUUUUUCUGUAUCCAUUUUUUGUCAUUGUAUUUGUUUAACUGGUGGUAAUAUAAUGACAAAAUUCUGCAC